AGUCGCUUGGAGAUGGCCUUAUCAUCUUAUCCCGAGCAUUUCAAGCCACUCACACUGAAACUGAAAGGACCCCCCCUCUUGUCACCCUCUUCCCCCUCCAUAAUAACGUUCUACUUUUAACUCAUCUAACCGCUACCUUUCGAUUUAGUUCAACUCACAAUGUCUUCAAUCUGCCUCUGCUUCCGUCUCCAGCUCCCUCUCCGCUGGCGCCAAAGCCCAGGCCUCUUGAUUCUUGUCCAUCCAAGGAGUAGAAAGGUCAACUUCAUUCCUCUCCGGUUUUCUUCUUCCUCCAAUGAAGAUUCAGUUUCAUUGCCCAAACAAAGCCAGUUGUCAUAACCAUAUUAUACAAUUUACCAUGAGAAAGCAUUUAGAAUAAAUCUUGAUUGAUCAUUGACAUAUUUAUGUAAUAAGCAUUCUAAAACUGCUGAUUGUUUUCUGUAAUGGUGGGUUUUACAUAUACAGGUUUACAUUUUAUUUUAUUCUGUAAUCUACUUAAAUAAUGGAAAACAUUUGCAUAUACAUGGAUUUAAUCGUUUUUCUUUAGUUGGAUGACUGCAGAGUCUCAAUGCCAAAACUGGACUGUUCAGUAAACGGAUGAAGAUCAUUCAUCGCGAUCCUAAGCUUCAGGCGCAAAGAGUUGCUGCCAUUAAGAAGGCAAAAGGAACUGCUGCAGCAAGGAAACGUGCUUCUGAAGCUUUGAAAGCUUUCUUUAGUGAUCCAGAGAACCGUCGCAAGCGGAGCCUUUCUAUGAAAGGAGUUAAAUUUUUCUGCAGAAAGUGUGGCCGUGAAGGACAUAGAAGACACUACUGCCCAGAACUUAAGGAUAGUUCAAUAGAUAGGCGGUUCAAAUGUAGAUUGUGUGGGAAGAAGGGCCAUAACAGGAGGACUUGUCCCAUUUCAGGGUCAAGCAAUCACAGAAGCAUUGUCAAAAGGUGCCACAGGUGCAAGAUUUGCGGUCAAAAUGGCCAUAAUCGCAGGACAUGUCCUCAGGUGACAGGAGGGAGAAACAUUUUGACUUCCGGAAGUAGAAUAUACACCUGUCGUUUGUGCAGAGGAAAAGGGCACAACACAAGAACAUGUCCUAGAAAAGGUGUAAAGCCUUCAAAUAUUAACUCUGAAAUUGAAGAAGGAAGGCAACAACUUGAUGUGCAAUAAUAAUGCUCUGGAACUACUAUUGUCAUUUGGUCUUUCAAUGGCAGGACUUUAUAAUAGCAUUUUUUGGGGUACAUUUGAUGACUAUAUAUAAGAGGGGAUAACCUUUCCCUUUCCUUUUUCCCAAGAUCUCUAACUUAGAAUCUAAGACUUUUAACCAUUGAACCUCUCCUUUAGGCAUUAAGACUUUAUAAUAUUGUGUUAUACUUGUUUCUGUUCCUGUCUGUCUGUUUCAUUUGGCAGUGCUAAACUUUGAACUUAGAGCUCAAUUAUUCUUGAUUCCA
Messenger RNA from Rubroshorea leprosula, 1436 nucleotides. The record is from the annotation of a GenBank genome assembly. Lineage: Eukaryota; Viridiplantae; Streptophyta; Magnoliopsida; Malvales; Dipterocarpaceae.